Archocentrus centrarchus (flier cichlid) is the source of this 846-nucleotide messenger RNA. Its product is annotated as hemicentin-2-like. Gene Ontology annotation, cellular component: membrane. The record is from RefSeq and is a predicted model, not a curated record. NCBI's taxonomy places the organism in Eukaryota, Metazoa, Chordata, Actinopteri, Cichliformes, Cichlidae. Bases 127 to 846 code for a protein of 239 amino acids. The transcript has 5 exons.
GCUGAGUUGACAGAAGCUGAACAGUGAAGAACCAUAGAAGCUGUGUUUGUGUGGGUGAUACUAAUAGAAGACUAUUAUGGAAGCAGUCUGACAGCUGCCGACUGUGUCACUGAACACUGAGGAGACAUGGAAGCUGUGCUCGGAUUGAUGGUGAUACUACUGGGAGUUUCUCAUGGUGUGGAAACUCCCUGUGAUGGCAGACAGGAUGGAGCUCAGUGUUAUGGAGCUUUGGGAGGAAGUGUGGACAUCCAGCUGAUGGACAGCAGCUCAGAAAUACCUAGAUAUGAACUGUUCAAGAAUUCAUUAAGAAUACUAGAUGUGAGAAAUAAUAAGGCUAUUCUUAAUACCAUAAAACAUAGGUCUGUUUUUCCCAGUAAAGUAACAUUUAGGAUCAAUAACCUGAGCAGGAAUGAUGGUGGUAAAUUUACCCUUCAAACCUUUGAUUCAGAGGGAAAAAGAACAGGCGAGCGAACUUUACAGCUGUUUAUUCAAGCUCCUGUGUCCUCUGUCCUGCUGGUCUCUGAGUGUCUGUCCCAGGAAGAGAUGAGGGUGUCCUGCUCCUCUCAGGGAGGGGACAGUCCUCAGUACAGCUGGACUCUGGAUGGACGCACACUGAAAGAUGCUGAGCUCCUUUCUAGAAACAAUGAGGGUAACAUCAUCACUCUGAAACAGCACGUCUCAGGACAUCUGGUCUGCUCAGUCAGGAACAACGUCAGUAAUGUCUCCAAAGAAGAGAGGAUAUCUACCUGUGGCUAUUUGCCUCUGAUCGGUGGGGUUCUCUCAGCACUGAUCAUUUUCUCAGUUGUGGGUGUAGCAGUCUUCCAAGCUUCCAACAAUAUCACAUAA